AUGCCUCUUUUAAAUCAGCAAUAUCGACAUCUCACCCUGCGUCAUGAGCAGCGGCUACUGACAAACAAGCCAUCUACGCUAGCUCCUGGUUGUGCCCAGUUCAGCUCAUACUACUUGCCGUCGCUGAAUGCUGGCAAGCACACAACCAACUUCUCUCAGAAUGUCACAUCUACGCUCCCGGACGAUCAAAAUGGAGAUCCCAACCUGAUCGACAGAGACCCUCCGAAAUCCCGGCAACGCAGGACGGUGAAUUUGCGACGACAGCAGCAUUUACUGGCUCCGCAGUAUAGCCUCCCCGAAGACGCAGUAGUGUCGGUCUUCCCCACCCCGGGUCACACUGCUCAAUCUCUCACUCUUCCGCAUAUUGUGUUGAAGAAUCCGCACUGUCCAUGGGAACGGGACGUUGUUGACAAAGAUGCCCACGAUGCCGACUCUCUCAACUCUGUUCCAUGGCUUGCAUUGGUCAUCUUCACGGCGGAAGAGUUGGCGUUGGAUGUGAAUGAGCGCGGUGACUAUCUUGGCAUAGCGCCGACGGAAGAACCAACGGAGACGCUAGGCUUCACUCUCAAUGUCAAAGAUGCGACAGCAGAGGGCAAGGUUCCUCGGCCUUCUGGAAGAGGUGUCUUUAUAUCCAAACCAGAUGGCGAGCAAAUAGCCAGCAGGUCAUCGAAUACUAUGGACCUAAUCACGUUCCCUGCCGCUCUCUUCCAUAAGCUUUUUGUCAGGACUUCCGAGGAUCAGAACGGUAAUCAGGUAUCCAAAGGAGACAUCAAGGUAUUUCGUUUCCUUUCGCAUGUCCGGACGGUGGCCACGGACGGGAUGUUGUCAACUGCUGAGACAGACGGAGAACCUGGGACCUUUGCUCUCAGCAUUUCCCCACGUAUUGCCCCGCAGACUAUUACCACUCCAACUACACUCUACGCACACCUCAUCUCUCUUCAAGGCGUCCAUGGCUGCGCUCCGCCUGAUUUGAGCACAGGUAGUAAGGCUCGAGUAGUUAUGACAAGUCUCUAUUCAUGGUCAUACACUUCACUACCACCAGACACUUCAAGUACUGUCCACACAUUUGAGAACCUAGACAAAGGUCUUCCAGUUUUACAUACCGAUCGCAAGGGGUCAAUCGUGACAGACAAGACAGAAAUGGAAAAGCUGGUGGCCAAGCGCUUGGAGGAGGGAUUCACCCUGACGAGAUAUCGAACCGUGACAGGAGAGGUUACGUCUGGCUUACUCCGAGGACCGCUUGUUCCCGUCAAAGUACGUCAUCCACGACAGAGUGGCAUGAUAUUCCAGACAAACGUUGGUGCCGAUCUGAAUAUCUUGGACCCAGACCUUGGCUUGAUGGAUUUGUCAUACUCGACAGCCUGGCAGGUUGGUCGAACACUCGCUCAGGGAGAUUCCACAUUCGCGACUGCUCUUGGGCGUCUUCGGGGUGUCUUGUCCAAAGAGGCUCUCUCUAAAUCCAAGCCAGGAGUCCACAUGACCCUGGGAGCAUCCCGUGACACAGUCUUGAGCGAGGCAGCCAAAGUCGUCUCAAGACUGCAAGGAAUGAACGAACAAUUUGCGUCCCCCUCUUCAUCACCAGUCUCAACAAACCGCUGGCGCAGGGGGGGGCCUAGCGAUACGCCCGUUAGUUACCAGAGUAUCCCCACCAACCGUGAUUACGUUACAGUCCAGUCGUGGAUUCUCGAUAAGCUCCAUCUAGCUGACGUUCCUGCGCACUACCUCAUCGCCGACCCUUCCCACGUAUCCCCCGAGACGUUGCGCUUCUUUCACGUUGAUGAGAACUGGACUGAGGCAUUAAUAGAUGGUGCUCUCAGCCUAGCGAAUCAGUCCACGUCUGAAGAUUACGUUCGGUUAGCUAUCAAGAAGCAGCUCCAGGGUUUUAUCAACACACCUCUCGAAGGUUUGGGUUACUGUCAGCAGAUGCCAAAGUAUGGGUUCAUCAUGCGGUCAGAGAUACUGGUCCAGUUCCCUGACUUGGUCGUAAGUCCUGAGUUCGCCAAAGUGGCUAGCCCAAACGAUGAAGAGGAUAAGAUCAAACCACAGGCACCCAUCUUGAUACAACGUCGCCUUUCAUCUGAUAUGAUGCUCGUACUAUUUGAUCGAACACCGCCUGAUCUGACGGCCCUCGAGUUUACGUUGCCAUCCCACCAGCAGCCAUUUGUGAUUGGGUCAGGUUUGGACAGAGACAAUCUCAAAAUAACGCAUCUUAAAAUCUACACAACUGAGCCUGAAAACAGUCCGCAGCUGGAGCCGCCUUCAACAGUGAAGGAGCGACACAUGCCCUUGGACCCGGCGCCCCGACCUUGGAAGGCUAGUGAGUUUGUCGACAUAGACUCAGGCGUGAUGAAUGUGGAGCAUUACGCAACUGUUAUUCAUUCAGUACUAAAGGACGAGAUGGAGGAAAGCAUGUACACUGCACAAGGACCGACGUCGGCUGUCUUUGGCAUCCAGCUCAAUGAGCCGAUCGACACGCUGAGAAUAGCGAUUCCUUCUAACUUGCAACCUACGAGGGUCGAAGAUUGCCAUAAUCCGGCAGCGGGGGCAUUUACAUUCCAUGUCCCCGAAUUUCCGGCUGGCGAUUCCGUUCCCAAGGCAUAA
Molecule: messenger RNA, 2601 nt
Organism: Fusarium musae
Lineage: Eukaryota; Fungi; Ascomycota; Sordariomycetes; Hypocreales; Nectriaceae
Exons: 1
Coding region: 1-2601 (866 amino acids)
Source: RefSeq, a predicted model, not a curated record